CAUUUCCCCUCUCUUACAAUAAUGAACCGCCUCUCUCGUAUCCUCAUCCCAUUUGUGAUGUCCUUAAAAUCUCCAUCAAGUUAAAAUGUUCUCCGGUGAUCUUGCCUAUGUACGCCCAGCUACAGCGCACAAGCGUCGAAAUGUCAUGUCAAUCCCUCUACGUGACAUGAAACCUCUCAGAACACACGGGAGCCCAAUUGAGUGCUACACUCCGGAUGAGGACACGAGCCACAAAGAAAUCGCCGAGCGAAUGUUGCAUCAGGGAAACCGCUUGACAAGAAAUCAAGAGGCAACAAUAUACACACUGAAAGCUCAGUUGCACGACAACGCCUUGUCUACAGCCUAAACGCCCCCUGCUACGCAGGCUUUUUCUUGCGGCCUUCCAGACACAUGCUUCUAUUCGUUCAUCUUCAACAUUCGCAAAGUUCUUCGAUCUGUAUUAUGGGGCUGUUACCGGAAAUCCUCUCUGUUUGUCUUCAAACUGUUACACUCUCUGCGGCCCGGUUCCUUUCAAUCACAUGGUUGACAAAGCCAGUGGGCAAUUGUGAGAGGAUAUCAUAAGGGGAAACGGAAGCAUUAAGAAGUUUCCGUUCUUCAACCCUUCGAUAGUAGAGCUAUACGUCAAUAGGCAGAAGUUGAAGCACCUGGUGCUAAACACCAGUCCCUUUAUAAUAUUGGACGUCAACAGGUGGUUGUUUUGUAUAUAUCAGUUUCCAGGAACUUAUACCCACAACGAAGACUCGAAGCUUGUCAUUGAAAAUACAUUAAAGUGCCUUUUCAAUAUUAUACGGGUUGAUGGUCACCUACCCUCCAAUUCGCGUCAUUGGUCUGCUUUUUCAACAGAUUCAACACGCAAAUGGAUACACCAAAUCUCUCAUACGUUAACAUGGUUUCGAUAUGUGCCUCCGAAGUCCUGGUUCUUCUUGAAAUCAGCUAUCGAUUGGAUGUAAUGGGGGACACACGUUCCAUGAAGAAGUUAAGGGAGUUGGCUGUGAUAGAAUCCACUGGAUGCAGUAUUAGUUUUAGGUUCUUCACAAUGGGAAGACUCUUGAGCGGUGUGCCAGCAGCUGCCUUGUCCUGAGGGAGCAAGCAACUUCUGACCUUUAAGUAAGGCACCA
Messenger RNA from Fusarium redolens, 1118 nucleotides. RefSeq lists its product as uncharacterized. The coding region runs from base 86 to 346 and encodes 86 amino acids. Lineage: Eukaryota; Fungi; Ascomycota; Sordariomycetes; Hypocreales; Nectriaceae. The record is from RefSeq and is a predicted model, not a curated record. The transcript has a single exon.